Trichobilharzia regenti is the source of this 2610-nucleotide messenger RNA. NCBI's taxonomy places the organism in Eukaryota, Metazoa, Platyhelminthes, Trematoda, Strigeidida, Schistosomatidae. The record is from the annotation of a GenBank genome assembly.
AUGCGACGAAGGAGGCGUUCUGAUUCGUUUGAAGAGAUUGAAUUAAGAGCAAAACGAGAAAAGGCUGAUCCAGAGACAGUCGAGUCUCUGAUAUACCGGCUUGGAUUCAAGGAAUUUUCUUACAUUGAGAAAGAUAUAGCUGAUCUCGCAUCAGUUAUCUUGGCGGAUGUCCCGAAGAAUGGAGACAGGCUCUUGAAAGUCUUGUGCAAUUGCGUAAAAAAUAUUCCAGAGCGCAUAUUGAUAUUCGCAACAUUAGUUGGAUUGCUAAAUCUAAAAAACCGAGCCUUCGUUGGUCAGCUUAUAGAGCUGCUGCAGCGUGAUCUCCGGGACGCUAUAAGAUCAGCUAGUUUUGAAGAUGCAAAAUACAUUUUGCUGUUUUUGUCAGUGUCCGUUAAUUGCUUCAGUGUUCACAAGGGGUCUGUUUUGCGUCUUUAUGAAAGUUUUGCGGAGGUUACAUCGGAUACUGAAUGCAAUUCACAGGCCCGAAUUGACUGGUACAUAUACAUGAUAUUAUAUGGUCUCCCAUAUAGUGGCCACAUGCUAGCUGCUCAUAAUCCUUCGGCGUUUAAUGAGACUCUGGGUACUAUUGAAGCUUAUAUUGAGAAAAGACAGCGUUCGCAUGUGUCUUUGUUACGCGUAUGGGAGUCAGAUGACCCGCAUCCACAAGAAGAUUAUCUGGAUUGUUUGUGGGCUCAAAUAUGCAAUCUUCGAAAGGAAGGUUGGGUGGAGAAAGUCACUUGGCGGUUAUAUGAUUCUUUUCCAAGUCUAAGAGAACACGGUCGACCUCAUAAGUUGGCACCUCUGCCACCUCCAGAAUAUGCUGCAGAGGUUACCUAUCCUCUUCCUUCUGUUGUGUUUCGAAUAUUUGAUUAUACAGAUGUAAUAGAUCCGGAUGACACUGAAGUGAUGCCUAGCUCCGAAACGUCUUCAGAUCCUGCCAAAUUCGGAGUAAAAGUUCCUGUCCUUCCUGGUGCCCAUACAAUUGAGCGUUUUCUUAUCGGUGAACAUUUGGCUAUUUUAAUGAAUAAUUUAAGUUUCAACAGAUCUAUGUGUGCUAAAGCCCUACUAGGACUUAAAACUAGGGCUAAUGUAGCUCUAAAUUACAUGAUCAUUGAAGCUGUGUUUGCCGGAAUGUUUAAUCUACCUCAUCCACCAAUCCAGCAUGGUCAUCUUCUCUUCUAUGGGAGUUUGUUGAUACAGUUAUGCCAUGAGGCGCGUAAUACCAUCCCCAUGGUGCUAAUUCAAGCAAUUGUACUUCUCUUUGAACGUUUAGAAACCAUGAAACCUGUGUGUAUUGGAAGAUUUAUUGAAUGGGUUUCGUAUCAUCUGAGUAAUUGCUCUCUACAUUGGAGUUGGGAAUCUUGGUCAUCAUCGCUCACUCAAGAGCCUAUGUCCCCUCAAAGACGUGUAAUCACAGAGAUUUUGUGUAGAUUGAUACGCUUUUCAUAUUACGAAAAUGUAAAGCGCCAAAUUCCAAGAUCAUUCCACAUCCUUUUACCGCCUCAACCUACUGUAAUUAAUAAGUACGAGAGAAAUCCAGAUUUGCCGUCUGCGCGUAUAUUCCUACGACUUAUCGAUUCUAUUCGCUCACGUCUUGAUCCGCAAACUAUUCUAAAGAUUGCACAAAGCGCUCGAAAUAUCAGAAAACAACGAUCACUUUCAGAACUGAAUGAUGAUGGCGAUGCUGAGGAAAAAGAAGGUGGAUAUGAAUCGAGUGAUAGUAAUAGUAAUAGUAGUAGUAGUGAACCAAUACGUAGUGACGAAGAACGUCGUGGAAAGAGCCCAAUAGACGAUAUUCUUCUGUUAGAUCCAGAAUUCGAUGACCUGGAUGAAAAUGAACCUGGUAAACAAGAUAUGCGUGUACGCCUUAAAGCACGCAGGAGAGUUUUACGCGAAAGUGCCAUCAAGCGAAAAUUAAAUGCUAAUAAUAAUAAUAACAGUGAUAAUGAUAAUAGUGGUAAUGUUGGAGAGUCGGAAACAAAAAAUGAUGCUGACAGUAAAUCUUCAUUGUCUAUAAUCACAUCUCGAAUGAUGACUGAACUUUCUCCUGGUGUAACAAACUUAUCAAUAGAAUUAUUUUAUUCUGCUUUGUUAAUUGCUGGUUAUAAAACAAUUAGUCAUACAUUUGCAUUCAUAAGAAAGUAUGCUGCAGUUAUUCGUACUCUUACAUCUAGUGUUGAAACUCAAGUGGAAGCUUUACAUGUAAUUCAAGCAGUUUGGGCAAAUCAUCCUCAAAUGAUUGUCAUUAUUACAGAGCAUAUGUGUCGGGUUGGCUUAAUUGAUCCAGAAGCUGUUGUACGUUGGGCAUACUCACCUAUAAUGACUUCGUUAACCAAUGAUACAGUCAUUAUGAAUUCAGCAAGUGCUCGUCCGAAAAUUUUAGACUUUUAUGUAUGGGAAUGUCUAAGUCGUACGCUUAUUCGUGUUGGCAGGCGUGUAGCCCGUAUUACUAGUAGAUUGAAAUUGGCUAAAGACAAUCCAGAAGCAGAAAAGCAUCAAUCGUCACAUUCCUCAUCAAUCAAGAUAACACUGAUCAAAAAAAGUAUCUUGACAGCUUUAGACGAAACGGAGACCACCGUGAUCCAUCUUUCAAAAAGCCAAGAGACUUAG